GAAAUAAAAAAAAGUUUUUGACGUUUCUUUGAUGAUUUUGACAUUUAAUCAUAAUCAUAUUCAGCUUGAAAAAUAAAAUUCUAUUUUGUUAGAAAAAAGUGUUUUGUCGUGAAUUUCGUGUUGAGAAACAUAACUAAAAUGAUACAGCCUGACUACCCUUCCGCAAUGGGUUUGCUAGCCCACUUAAACUCUGAUGAGUUGAAAGAAAUGCUGAAUGACGACACAAAGUUCGAUACAGUGUUGAAGGAUGUAAAACAGGUAAAAGAUUGGGAUACAGAGAAAGAGAUGAUAAUAGCGAGUAACAGGUCACUAGCAGAGUUCAACCUGAGCAAGGAGCCAGAGCUUGAGGAGUUGAAAGCUGAGGUUCAGCAGAAAUCUGAGACUGGAGAACAGCUGUGCAGUCGCAUCAAGGAGCUUCUUGAUGAAUACAAAACAAAGUCUGCAGGUAUUUCUCCAGAUACCACACAAGCUUUACUUCAGACAGCUGCAGCUGAAACUGAGGAGGAAUCAGAAAACAUAGCACAAGACUUCCUAUCUGGAAAGAUAGAUGUAGACAAAUUCCUGGAGGACUUUGAACCAAUACGCAAGAAAAUGCACCUUAGGAAAUUCAAAGCUGAAAAAAUGAGUGAAUUAAUCAGGACUGGCAGUCAAAGUUCCUAUGGAAAUGGACUAGCAAAGCCAUAUUUACCGUACCCAAGUUAUGGACAACAAAACGUUCCAAGUGUGCCAUACCCCAUGGGCCCUCUCAACAUGCCCAUGCCAGGAAUGUAUGGAAAUCAUUUUUGAAGUUAUCUGCAGGUUUGCAGUAUAAUAGGCCAUCUACAUAGCUGAUUGUUCCUGUUGCUACAGUAUAGUUUGCCAUGUGAAGCCUGCUAGCCAAUGCCAAGUUAUGUCAUCAUGCUGGCAGGCUGCACACAACUUUGCAAACCACAGGGACACCCACACAAAUGUGGACUUUUAUUUUUUAUGUUUUCUCACAUUAUGAAAGUCAAAAUGUAUUCUCAAUACAUUACAGUUGUAAUGAAACAAUGUGAAAAAUAAUUUUGUGUCAAUUUUAUUGUUAAGUGAAAUGUUCAUUAGUGUUACUUGAAUUUUUUUUCGUAUCUUUUCAUUACAUGGUCCGCUUCAUGUUGGUGCUUGUAGUAUUGUGAUGUAUAAAUUAUAUGAACAAUUUACUAAAAAUAGUUAUGUAAAUUAAAGAUCGUGCACCAAUUUAUAAUUCCAAUAGAAAAAUAUAAUAGAAGAAUAUGUAUAAAAUUUCAUCUCAUCUCUAGUUUUAAUUUGUAUCUAAAAGGUAAAUUAAGGAAUUUUAUUGUAAAACAGUAGUUUCAUUUUAUAGUUGUACUAUUUUAAAUAUUGCUGCCUGAAAUAUGUAAAUCAUAGGCUAACUGGAGGAAAUAAAAGAUUUAACUGAAAUUAAAA
Messenger RNA from Pectinophora gossypiella (pink bollworm), 1422 nucleotides. RefSeq names its product vacuolar protein sorting-associated protein 37B (gene Vps37B). The transcript has 3 exons. Bases 139 to 786 code for a protein of 215 amino acids. The record is from RefSeq and is a predicted model, not a curated record. Gene Ontology annotation, biological process: protein targeting to vacuole; ubiquitin-dependent protein catabolic process via the multivesicular body sorting pathway; protein targeting to membrane. Lineage: Eukaryota; Metazoa; Arthropoda; Insecta; Lepidoptera; Gelechiidae. Gene Ontology annotation, cellular component: ESCRT I complex.